Drosophila obscura is the source of this 2719-nucleotide messenger RNA. It is a transcript of the gene Hs6st, whose product is annotated as heparan-sulfate 6-O-sulfotransferase 2. NCBI's taxonomy places the organism in Eukaryota, Metazoa, Arthropoda, Insecta, Diptera, Drosophilidae. The record is from RefSeq and is a predicted model, not a curated record. Gene Ontology annotation, cellular component: membrane. The transcript has 6 exons. Gene Ontology annotation, molecular function: heparan sulfate 6-sulfotransferase activity. The coding region runs from base 634 to 2016 and encodes 460 amino acids.
UUCCCUGUUCCGUUAUGUGCAUUCGUUCGCCGAUUUUACAACACGACGGAGGUUGUGUCGCUGCUCCGCGUUGUUUUCGUCUAAAAACUCGUAAUAAAUACACGAAACACACUAGAAAAAUUCUAAAAAAUGCUAAACAAUAGUGGAAAGUGAGUGGAAAACAAUUUGAAACGAAUAUCAAAGAUAUUUUCGUAAUAACAGAGGUUUUGUUGUGUUGCCCGUCCGACUGUCACGCAGAAUGCGCGUAGAAAGACAGAAAGCGCGCUAAAGGCGCGUGGAAACGCACAAAUACACAAAAAUGUAAAUAAAUAAACGUGCAGAGUGUUAAAAGUUGUGAAUAGUUAAGAUAAGCCUACGCCUGGCCCUUAAAACGCUACUGAAAGAUACAAGAAAAAUCCCCCAUUUUCAACGAAGUGACACUGAUGGUCGAGGAAGGAUUUUAGAACUGUUUUUUUUAUUCGUGGUCUUAUCGGACAGCAACUGGAACUAUGUUUGAGUUGGUCUCACCAGCGAUUUGUGUGUGGCUGCGGUUCGCCGAUAACCGAUUGGAUUCGAUUCGAUUCUUGUCAUCGAUGUCCUAGCUCUAGUUCUAGUUAGGUUGUGUGUUCGCGGUGAUCCUUUGGGUAAUGGAACAUGCAUCCCGGGGAUAUGCAUAAAAACGUUUCAGUACAAGUUGAUAGUGAUUUUGCCUUAUUGCUACCCAGCGGUGUUUAUGAAAUCAAGAAAAUGGAACCACGCUCCAAAAUACGAAAAAUCAUUGUGUUCUGUUUAUUCCUCGCCAUCGCAGGCAUCAUUGGUUUUGGAUACUUUUGUCAAGAUCAGGUAUGCGCCCUAUCCAAACGCGCCGUGAUACUUCAGUCCUCGGAUAUACUUGGCUAUAAUGAGCUCCCACUCCAUCAGGCCAAUAGCAUUACCAACAACAACAACAACAUCAACAAUGGGGCCAUGGGCGGCAUUACGGCCAUGGCCUCGAAGGCAUCUGCACCGCAGAACAUCAUCGCCAAUGCCGGACUGAGCUACGAGGAUGUGCUCAACGAUGAUUUCCAAUUCGAUAUGGAUGGUCACGAUGUGAUGGUCUUUCUGCACAUCCAAAAGACGGGCGGCACCUCCUUUGGCCGCCAUUUGGUCAGGGAUUUGGACCUCAAGCGACCCUGCGAGUGUCAGCGCCAAAGAAAACGCUGCUAUUGCUUCCGGCCGCAUCGGAACGAGAAUUGGCUCUUCUCGCGCUACUCGACGGGCUGGAAGUGCGGCCUCCAUGCCGACUGGACCGAGCUCACCAGCUGCGUGGACGUGGAGCUGGACAAGAACGAGGGCGAGACGGCCAAGCGUCGGUACUUCUACAUAUCGCUGCUGCGCGAGCCCAUCUCCCGCUACAUGUCCGAGUAUCGGCAUGUGAGGCGCGGCGCCACCUGGAAGGGUUCGCGGCACUGGUGCCUGGGUCGGCAGGCCACCGCCAAUGAGCUGCCCGCCUGCUACAAGGGCAAGGACUGGCUGGACGUGGAUCUCGAUCAGUUUGCCGGCUGCGAGUCAAAUCUGGCGGCCAAUCGCCAGACCCGCAUGCUGGCCGAUCUCGCUCUGGUCGGCUGCUACAACAAAUCGUCGAUGCCCGCCCACGAGCGGGAUCGGGUGAUGUUGGCCAGCGCCAAGCGCAAUUUGGCUGCCAUGGCCUACUUUGGACUGACUGAAUAUCAAAAGAUGUCCCAAUAUAUAUUUGAGGAGACCUUUAACCUGCGCUUUGCCAUACCCUUUGAGCAGCAUAAUACCACCAUUUCAGCGACGGCCGUAUCCAAUCUGCGAGCGGAUCAGAAGCGUCGCAUCGAGAAGCUCAAUGGCCUGGACAUUGAGCUGUAUGUCUUUGCCAAGAAUUUGCUGUUUCAACGUUUUGAACAUCUGAAGGCAAAGGACACCAACUUCGAGCAGCGGUAUGCUAAUCUCGGGAACAUCUACUUCAAGCAGGGCGUCACGGAAUUCAAUUGGGACAGCAACGUGGAUGAUGCGCUCAGCACGGAUCAUUGAACUCGAAACCAAAUAUUAAUGUUUUAGUUUUAGUUUUAAUCAGACACCAACUCAACAGAAUAUAUAGUAUAUAUAUAUAGAAAUAGCUGAGCUGGAGCAUAAACCACAACCGAAGGACUUUACACUAGCGUCUAAGCCAUAAUGUUAAUUGAGCAGACAAAAAAACAAACAAAAACAACACGCUAAUCGUUUCGGCUUAUCUCAUCUAAAAGCAUACACAUAGAGUUAUGUAACUAAGAGCCCUACAAAUAGUUAAAGCUUAAUCGCUGUGCGCGUAUUAAACAUAAAGUUAAACCUAAGCUACACUCAGACAUCUAUGGAUGCCCUAACCGUACAUACUCCUUGCUGAUAAGUCGCACCAACCAUCUGACGAAUUGUAAAUACUUUUGCAUAAUGCAUAUAUACAUAUAAUAAUAGAAUAAUAUAUAUAUAUUUUAUAAAUAUAAAUCGAGUGCUGAAACCCACUGCUGUGUGAGCCAGUGGGAGGGGCAAGCUCGAAUAAAAUGUACACUGUCACAGCGCAUCGAUUACACGCCAUAAACUAGAUUAAUUAAUUAGUUUUAGCAUAGUUCUUUUGUUGUAUUGUUAUGCCAAGUCUCUGCAAAGCCAAAUCCACUUUUAGUCUAAGUACGUAGUGCUUGGGAAAUGUUUUUCGAUCCAACAACGCAUUUAUUUUAUUUAAACGCUUAGACAACACACCCCC